GGGAUCUGAAUGAUCACAUAAAGACUCAGUCCAUGAUCUUUUAUUACACUUCAAAACAAAAUGGCUCCUAGAGCACCAUCUCCGGCGCUUUCAGUCAAUGAGUUUGAUAUAACAGAUUCCUUAUUUGGCAGUGGCAAGCAGCAGUUCGAAAGUGAUGGCGAUGCACGGCGUCUUAAAUCGGACAAUCCCAACUACCAAGAGCUGGGGGUUAUCUUAGAUGAAGAUGGAAGUGAUGAUGAAAAAUUCAUUGCGGCGCAGCAAGCGGCUUCGAACCGAAAAGCGUCGAAUCUCAAAGGAAGAACGGUCAAGAAAGGAGGAGGCUUUCAAGCUAUGGGCCUCAACCAGCUGCUUAUGAAAGCUAUAGCACGAAAAGGCUUCUCUGUCCCUACUCCAAUUCAGCGAAAAACCAUUCCGUUACUCCUUGAAGGCAAAGAUGUGGUGGGAAUGGCGCGGACGGGAUCUGGGAAAACAGCGGCCUUUGUCCUUCCGAUGAUCGAAAAGUUGAAGACUCAUAGCGCAAAGGUGGGCUCGCGUGCGAUGAUUCUAUCACCUUCACGAGAACUGGCGUUGCAGACAUUGAAGGUCGUCAAAGAGCUUGGAAAAGGAACGGAUCUUCGCACGGUGCUACUCGUUGGUGGCGACUCGCUUGACGAGCAAUUCAGCGCUAUGACAACGAAUCCCGAUAUCAUCAUUGCCACCCCGGGUCGGUUGAUGCAUCUGAAAGUCGAAAUGAGAUUGGAUUUAUCAUCUGUUCGAUACGUUGUCUUCGAUGAAGCUGACAGGCUGUUCGAGAUGGGAUUCGCUUCUCAGCUCCACGAAAUCCUUGCUUCACUUCCGCCAGCGCGGCAGACAUUGCUCUUUUCAGCAACACUCCCGAAGUCACUCGUGGAGUUCGCUCGAGCCGGAUUGCAAGAACCGACCCUAGUCCGCCUGGAUGCAGAGAGUAAGAUCUCUCCCGAUCUUCAGAGCGCCUUCUUCACGGUCAAAACUGCGGAACGUGAAGGGGCUUUGCUCUAUAUCCUUGAGGAUAUAAUCAAAAUGCCUCAAGGGCCCACGCCGCAGGCAAUGAAGCUCAAAGAACCAAAAUCAGAAUCAUCCGGGAAAAAGAGAAAGCGAGGCAUCGACGCCCCAUCUGCGAGCGAGUCGCCAACCGAACACUCUACGAUCGUCUUUGUUGCAACUAAGCAUUGCGUCGAGUACCUUGCGGCGCUCCUGAAAACAUAUGGAUACGCGGUCUCUCAUGCCUAUGGCGCGUUGGAUCAGACGGCGCGGAAGGUUCAGGUUCAAAACUUCAGAAUGGGCUUGAGUCAAAUCAUGGUUGUCACCGACGUUGCGGCUCGUGGGAUUGAUAUUCCGAUCCUUGCAAACGUUAUCAACUACAACAUGCCUUCGCAACCGAAGAUUUUCGUUCAUCGCGUGGGACGAACUGCUCGUGCCGGGAAAAAAGGCUGGAGCUACAGUUUGGCGCGAGACGCCGAUCUGCCUUACCUUCUCGACCUUCAGUUGUUCUUGAGCAGAAGGUUAAUCGAAGGUCGAGAGAACGAUGGCGAUGUCAACUUUGCAAGCGACGUUGCGGUUGGAAGUCUUCCUAAAGAGAGGCUUGGAACUCAUUGUGAGUGGGUUGGUCGACUCCUUGACGAAGAUUUCGACGUACAAGCUCUCAAAUCAACCUCAAUGAAAGGCGAGCGUCAGUACGAAAGGACACGAAACGGCGCGUCCUCCCAGAGUGCCAAAAGAUCGUCGAUCUUGAUGAAGAGCGGACACAUCUCAACCUUGAAUCCAUUAUUCUCUGACGAAAAUCACGUUGAGGCGCUAAAACGGGAGAAGAUGAUGGCCCUUGUUAGUGGAUUCCGACCUCAAGAAACAGUAUUCGAGUUCGGUGGCAAAAAGGGGGAAGUGAGUGAAGUGGCUGAGAUUGCCAAACGGCGACGCCAGUCCAUCCAAGCACGGAAGCAAAAGCAAGAGGUGAUCACCGAGGCGGAAGUAUCGAUCGAUGAGGACUCGCCUGAAAGUCCUUCAAUGACCAUUUCUCGGCUUGAAGAAGCCAUCGAGCCGGUGGAGCCGGAGGUCGAUAUCAUGUCAGAUGAUGAUAUGGAAGUGUCAAUAUCCAAUUCUCAGAAUCCGAAGACGGGAGGCGGUGAAGAAAGCUGGCGAGAUGACGAGAACUUCCUCACCUACCAACCGAAAUCACUCAAUUUGGCAGAAGACCAAGGCUACGGCGUUCAGUCUGGGACGCAAUCAUCACGACAUCCUGUCACUUUCCUCGAACAAGCUCGUGGGGCAACGCUUGAUCUUGUGAAUGAUGAGUCGAAAGGCUUCGCUGAGGCCAGCAAAGUCCGGCUCGUCAAAUGGGAUAAGAAAGCCAAAAAGUACGUCAAGCGAAGCGUGGAUGACGAUGGUUCUGGGGACAAGAAGAUGAUCCGGGGUGAAAGUGGUCUCAAGCUUGCUGCCAGUUUCCGCAGCGGCCGCUUCGAUGAAUGGAAGAAAUCCAACCGGAUCGGAAGACUACCUCGUAUUGGCGAGGCGGAAGUGACUUCGAAGGCUCGCAAUGGACCCCAUGGCGACAAGCGCUUCAAACACAAUUCCGAAAAGGCGCCAAAAGAAGCCGAUCGAUUCCGAGACGACUAUCACACGCAAAAGCAGAAGGUGGUCGAAGCCAAGGAGAAGCGCAUUGGCAAAUUCAAGGACGGCGUGGGUAAGAGUGAGGUUCGAAACGUCGAUGCGAUACGGAAGCAGAGAAAGGUCAAGGAGCGACGCAAGGAAAAGAAUGCCAGGCCAGCCAAAAAGAGAAGGACCUAAACAUCCAUUUCUAGUCAAUAUCUCCUAUUGUAGGUGGCGAUAGAGUGACUUGCUCUCACCAUUGGAUGCUCUAGACCUCAGACGAGCGUUUUUAAAUACUUUAUACACUCGAAUUAAGUUUUUUUCAAUAA
Eremomyces bilateralis CBS 781.70 is the source of this 2930-nucleotide messenger RNA. Its product is annotated as ATP-dependent RNA helicase DBP10. The transcript has a single exon. The coding region runs from base 61 to 2799 and encodes 912 amino acids. Gene Ontology annotation, molecular function: RNA helicase activity; ATP binding; RNA binding. Lineage: Eukaryota; Fungi; Ascomycota; Dothideomycetes; Eremomycetales; Eremomycetaceae. Gene Ontology annotation, cellular component: nucleus. The record is from RefSeq and is a predicted model, not a curated record.